AUGGCUAAGGUUGCUAUCAUCAUCUACUCUAUGUACGGCCAUGUUGCCAAGACAGCUGAAGCUGAGAAGAAGGGUAUCGAAGCCGCUGGUGGUUCAGCUGACAUCUACCAAGUUCCAGAGACUUUGUCUGAUGAAGUUUUGGGUUUGAUGCAUGCUCCAGCAAAGCCAGACUACCCAAUUGCCUCUCCAGACACCUUGACUGAAUACGAUGCCUUCUUGUUCGGUGUGCCAACCAGAUUCGGUAACUUCCCAGCUCAAUGGAAGGCUUUCUGGGACUCUACUGGUGGUUUGUGGGCUACUGGUGCCUUGCAUGGUAAGGCAGCUGGUUUCUUCGUCAGUACUGGUACUGGUGGUGGUAACGAAGUCACCAUUGUUAACGCUUUGUCUACUUUGGCCCACCACGGUAUCAUCUUCGUUCCAUUGGGUUACAAGAACGCCUUUGGUGAAUUGACUACCUUGUCCGAAACUCACGGUGGUUCGCCAUGGGGUGCUGGUGUCAUUGCUGGUGCCGACGGUUCCAGAUCCCCAUCUGAAUUGGAAUUGAAGAUCCAUGAAAUCCAAGGUAAGACCUUCUACGAAACUGUUCAAAAGUUCUAA
Kluyveromyces marxianus DMKU3-1042 is the source of this 597-nucleotide messenger RNA. It is a transcript of the gene PST2, whose product is annotated as flavodoxin-like fold family protein. The coding region runs from base 1 to 597 and encodes 198 amino acids. Gene Ontology annotation, molecular function: NAD(P)H dehydrogenase (quinone) activity; FMN binding. The transcript has a single exon. NCBI's taxonomy places the organism in Eukaryota, Fungi, Ascomycota, Saccharomycetes, Saccharomycetales, Saccharomycetaceae. The record is from RefSeq and is a predicted model, not a curated record.